Penicillium chermesinum is the source of this 834-nucleotide messenger RNA. RefSeq names its product putative mucin family signaling protein Msb2. Gene Ontology annotation, cellular component: plasma membrane; cell surface; extracellular region. Gene Ontology annotation, molecular function: osmosensor activity. Gene Ontology annotation, biological process: establishment of cell polarity; fungal-type cell wall organization; signal transduction involved in filamentous growth. The transcript has a single exon. The record is from RefSeq and is a predicted model, not a curated record. Lineage: Eukaryota; Fungi; Ascomycota; Eurotiomycetes; Eurotiales; Aspergillaceae. Bases 1 to 834 code for a protein of 277 amino acids.
AUGCCUACUCAGACUUCUGAGACAAGCCACACUGGCACUGCUACUCAAACAAGCCAGCCAAGCUCGCUUCCCGGAUCCAUCUCUCCCGCAAACGGCGUCACCCAGGCUCCCAAGGACUCGAUGCUGCUUCAACUAGGGUUUGAUGGCAGUCUUCCCUGGUCUUUCGUUGCGACUACCCCUCUUUCGUCGUCUCAGAUCUUCAGAUUCAUCCCACUGGCUCUGGAGCACGCCGUUCCUUACUGGGCCACCAAGGCUGAGAUGUUUGCCCUGGAGCCGUACUACAACUGGCAGAAGACCGGGUACAACGGAACCCUUGCUAUCUUCUACUUCCCUAACGAAGGUUACGCCAAGCUCGAGUCCAUGAAGUCGAACCCUAACUCUGCCCUCUACACCGAUGACUCAAGCGCCUCUGUCAGGAGCCUGAUGAAUAUGGUCGACCCAACAAUCCCUUUGGUGUACAACGGCAAUUGGCCCGCCGAUGAUGCCGACACUACUGGCAACACCGGCACUGACUCCGGCUCCGACGGCGGUGACAAUGGUUCAGACGGCUCUCAGAGCGACGGUUCCAGCAACAGCUCCAAGGGCUCUGCCACUUCUGCUGGUAUUGCCGUUGGUGCCGUGGCUGGUGCUGCCGCCUACGGUGCUGGUAUGUUCUACCUCGCCCGCCGCUACCGCCAGCGGAAGCAGCUGCACCAGCGAUCAAGCUCUCAGGUCGACCAGAUGAGCCAGGCUUCCGGUGCUGGCUCUCUCUUCGGUGCUCAUGUGUCCGGCAGCCAACGCUCCCAGAUGAUCAGUGCCCCAGUGAUGGCCGAAAAUUCACUCGGAUGGAACUAA